UCCACAGUCUGCAGUCUCUUGCCUCAUCACACUCCAACAAUAUGGGCAUAACGCUGUGCGCCGGGGGCGGGGCAGCAGCGGGGACUUCGAUGAGAACAACACAUGGGGCAUCAUUAGGAGCAGAGCGCACCAUGCUGACGGAGGGAGAGCUGCGGCUGGACGGAGCUCAACUCCUGACAGCCUGGAGACGCGCGACGGGACCAACACGGGAGCGCGUUGUGCUUCUGUGUCACUCACUUAUGUUGAGAUGCACAUGAGCAACAGGCUCCGCAGUGGGAACCUUUUCAUCUUGUAGUCUACUCGGACGCGCUCUUGGUGGUCGUCAGAUAUUUGAACCCAUGCCAACAUCCAACCGGUCCUGGAUAUAUACGCACGGUCGGGAUGGAUUCGUUCAACGCCAGCGGAAUGGACGCGUUCACGGUGAUCCACCUGAAUUCCUCCUGGAGUGUGGACAGUGGAUACUCCCUGGCAGCGAUAGCCAGCAUCGCUGCCCUCGUAAGUUUCCUCAUCCUCUUCACUGUUGUUGGGAAUAUUCUGGUGGUGAUCGCGGUGCUGACGAGCAGGGCGCUGAAAGCCCCGCAGAAUCUCUUUCUGGUGUCUCUGGCCACCGCGGACAUCCUGGUCGCCACUCUGGUGAUGCCGUUCUCGCUGGCGAAUGAGCUCAUGGGCUACUGGUAUUUCGGGAAAGUUUGGUGCGGUAUCUAUCUGGCUCUGGAUGUUCUGUUCUGCACUUCGUCUAUUGUGCAUCUGUGCGCAAUAAGCCUGGACCGCUACUGGUCCGUUACGCAGGCUGUAGAGUACAACCUGAAGCGGACCCCUAAACGCGUCAAGUGCAUCAUCUUAAUCGUGUGGCUCAUAUCUGCCUUCAUCUCCUCUCCUCCUCUCAUGUCUAUAGAGAGCAACACCGAGCUCAGCUCUCAGCCUCAGUGCGAGCUCAACGAUGACACCUGGUACAUCCUCUCCUCCAGCAUCGCGUCCUUCUUCGCCCCGUGCAUCAUCAUGGUCCUGGUGUACAUCAGGAUAUACCAGGUGGCCAAAACCAGAACCAGAAGCAUGUCGGGAAAGAGUCCCCGGCCAGAUGGUGUCACGCAAACUGAGAAUGGACUGAGCAAGGCCACUUCCCCUUUCCAUGGUGAGGGAGGGAACGGUCACUGUCAGUGCCCGCCUACGCCCAGCCAGCGCACCGUCACCAUGGGGAGGCAGACAGAGGAUGGAGACAUGGAGGAGAGCUCCUCCUCAGAGGGCAAAGGUCACAAGCCCCAGCAACAGGACUCCCAGGGGGCCAAGAAGGCCGGCCCCAAGAAGAGCUCCCUCUCCAAACAGUCCACCCGCAUCUCCAGAGUCAGCAACAAAUCCAUGGACCUGUUCGCCUCCAGGAGGAAACGACGCCGGAGCUCCUUAGCCAGGAAAAAGGUGUCCCAGGCUAGGGAGAAGAGGUUCACAUUCGUCCUGGCUGUGGUCAUGGGGGUGUUUGUCGUGUGCUGGUUCCCCUUCUUCUUCAGCUACAGCCUGUACGGUGUGUGCAGGGACUCCUGUAAGAUCCCAGACCCGCUCUUUAAAUUCUUCUUCUGGAUCGGCUACUGUAACAGCUCCCUGAACCCGGCCAUCUACACCAUCUUCAACCGGGACUUCAGGCGAGCCUUUCAGAAGAUCCUCUGCAAGUCGUGGAAAAAGUCCUUUUAAAGCCUCGAGGCAGAACUGCUGCUCCACCAUGACAAUCUUAAAGGAAAUAUCGAAAAGACAAAGAAGCCUGUUUUUGUCUUUUACUGCCACUUGGUACUCACUGUUCAGUCUCACUGUCCUGCUGUAACUCAUUCGUGGCUGUGCACGCCCUCAAACACCUGCUGGGUGUCUCCACAAGCUUCAACAUACAGUAUCUUUCCAUUGCGGGCUUUUUUACGGGCUUUUCCAACCCUUCUUUACUCCUGCUGACUUGUGCUGUGAAGCUUUAUAGUGUGCUGUCACUGAUCAAGCUCUUACACAUCCACAAACAUACACACAUGGCCGGAUUUAUCUGCUAGGUGGCCCGAGGGCAAAGAUGAGCUCCUUGGCCCCCCUGAACCCCCCCCCCCCUUGUUCCUCCCACUCUCUGUGCCGUGUGCAUCUGUGUGGUCAUUUCACUCUAUAUUAAUUAAGUAAUAUGCAUCAAACGUAAGCACAAAACUGAGAUAAUGAAGGUUUGUUAAACUUCAAACGGGGGUUGUUUUCAGGGCAGGUUGAUCUGAGACAAACGCUGACUGGCUCUCUUGCUGUGAGCUAGAUGAGAGGCUUGAUAGCACUGUCAGGCCUGUGCAGAGAAUAUGUAUCCUAGCUGGAGCGAGCCACCGGUUAGCUUAGCUUGGAUUAGCAGGGAGACUGGAAGUGAAGGGAACCAGCGAGCAAAAAUCCACCUCUUAGCAGCCCUACAGCUCUCUUUACAUCCUGUUUGUCUAAACUGUAUGCAACCAAAGUGUAGAAACAACAAUUAGCUGUUUUGCAGUGGGUUAGCUUAUGUGCAUUUCUUGGCCAGGACCAGUUGCUAGGCAACCAGAGGAGACUAUUCAAGUCCUGCUAAAAUGUUUGUUUUUAUACUUCAGAUUUUGUACGGAGCAAACAAACAACAGCCCACUCUCAUCAGACACAAGCAUACAGAUCGACUGGGCAAGCAGCUCAUUAUGACCCGUGCGGCGACCUCUAGUGGCUUGAAUAAUUAUUACAGCAGCAAAUGAGGAUGUCAGUCGUGGUAGUAUGAAGAGAAGGAAGGAUUGAGGCAUGAGUCAGAUUAAACAAGGACAGGAGUUUCACUCAGUGGCUGUGUUGCAUUGUGGGUAAUGUGGGCACAUGGUUUUUUUUUAAUAAAACAAAGAAUCUGUGGAAUGAAAACAUCUGUAUUUGUUUCUGCUGGAAUGAUUUUCAUCAUUUGUGUCCAUUAUGUCCAAUAGUGUUACAGGAGGGGAAAUACUAGACCAGCAGGCUGUUUUUGAAAACCUGGUUCCUACAUUACCCAUAAUGCUGUGUGGACACUGUGUGACAUCAUAAGUGGGAGAAAGAUGUAAGAUGUUUGAGCAAGGUAGAUGAUGAAAUGUGAGGGAAGUAAUCAUGUGCGAUGUGUUUAUGUUCUCCGAUAGGCUACUUGUUAGCUGAGUGUUUGCCAGUUUUUAAAGGAUUAGUCCGAGGAGUCACACAGUAAGGAAAAUCUUUAAAAUGUAUGAUCUUUUUUAUAACCCUUUGAACUGGAUUGAAUCGUGUGAUGCUGUUUUGUUGUUUAUGCUCUUUAUGCUAAGCUAAGCUAAUCGUCUUCUGGCUUUAGCUACAUAGUUACUCUACGGCCAUACUAGUGUUAUCGAUCUUCUCAUUUAACACUCUGCAAGAACGGGAGUGAGCAUAUUUCCCCAAAUGUCAGAUUAUUCCUUCAAGAUUAGCUGACGAAGCAGAACCCGCUUCAUGCUUCAGUUCUGCUUUAGAUCCGCAUAUUUAUGAAAAAGGUCUCAAUGCAUUUGCACAAACCAGUUCACACCUGAAGCUGUUGGCGCUCACUAGAGUUGUGGGGUCUCGGGGAAGCCCAGGUUGGGAAAUCGGGAGUUUCUAGCCUUUAAUGUCCGUUUUCCCUGAAGUUGAAUCUCAGCUGACAUGUGAACCCUCAGUAUUCCUGCCUUAAAUUAUAGAAAUACAAUGAUUUUUAGAAGCCGUAAAGGCUAAAAACAGCUGUCUAGUGUUUCAUGUCCAGUAUUAUACAAGAAAAAGGGAUUUAUUGGUGAGAAGCGAGAAAACAUAAAUAAACAAAUGACGUUAUAGAAUUAUCUUGUAACCUCUUCAGGGGUCCCGACCUGUAGGAAAUGUGUGUUUUGUCUGCUUGUCAUGAUGUUGUUGGCCAUGUGAGCUUUCACAGCUUUUUAAGAGGAUCUCUGCUGUAAACGGACUCUAGAGCAGCAGAGUGAAGGAACAUCAGAUCCACUGUGUGUUUAAAAGCACCCGGAUGAACCCGAGUGUCAUCACGGCGGUUCAUAACACAGAUGACAAAUGGCAAAGCACAAACAGCAGACUAAAUCACCACAGAGUCUGUGCUCUGACCUCUGACUGGACUUUAAAAGGGUUGAGACGGCACUGAGAAGGGCUGACGCUCCAGACUAUAAGCUAAAUUAUUUUUAUGAUGUGCACAAGAGGUCAUUUUUGUCACAGUGGCCAUAAACCACUGAGCAUUAAGGGACAAAAAUGCAUUUGUUUGGCAUUGACUCUUUCAGAAUCUACCUCUCUGUUUGAUGAGUUCAUGUCUUUUUUGCUGCUGUUUUUGCAUUUCUGUGUUGCAAAGUGCAGUUCACAUCUGUCCUCUGCUUGAGCUGUCUGCUGUCGUGCAAAAAUAAUAAAAAAAGUGAAGACGUCUUAUGUGAA
Molecule: messenger RNA, 4368 nt
Organism: Acanthopagrus latus (yellowfin seabream)
Lineage: Eukaryota; Metazoa; Chordata; Actinopteri; Spariformes; Sparidae
Product: alpha-2 adrenergic receptor
Exons: 1
Coding region: 382-1683 (433 amino acids)
Biological process (GO): regulation of smooth muscle contraction; adenylate cyclase-activating adrenergic receptor signaling pathway; regulation of vasoconstriction
Cellular component (GO): membrane
Molecular function (GO): alpha2-adrenergic receptor activity
Source: RefSeq, a predicted model, not a curated record